GUCACGUCACUGUUUUUCUCUCACCGCACACGUCAACGUCAUCUAUAACUUCAUCGGGUGUAAUGUUUUGUAAAAUAAUAAAAUAAUACGGCCUUAGCAAUCGUGCAUCUUAAACCAACACGAAAAUGGUGCUCAUCGCCGCUGCUGUCUGCACGAAAGCGGGUAAAACGAUCGUCUCGAGACAAUUUGUGGAGAUGACAAAAGCUCGAAUCGAGGGAUUAUUAGCUGCAUUCCCCAAAUUAAUUCCUACUGGAACUCAACAUACAUUCGUAGAAACUGAUUCGGUACGAUAUGUGUAUCAACCAUUGGAGAGACUUUACAUGUUAUUGAUCACCACAAGAGCUAGCAAUAUCCUGGAGGAUCUGGAAACUCUUCGCUUGUUUGCUAGAGUUAUUCCUGAAUAUUGUAAUUCACUGGAAGAAAGUGAAAUUGCGGACAACGCAUUUUCCUUGAUAUUUGCUUUCGACGAAAUCGUCGCUUUAGGAUAUAGGGAAAGCGUAAACUUGUCCCAGAUCAGGACCUUUGUCGAAAUGGAUUCGCACGAAGAAAAGGUUUAUCAAGCUGUCAGAAGGACUCAAGAGAGGGAGGCAAAAUUGAAAAUGCGUGAAAAAGCGAAGGAGUUGCAGCGUCAGAAAAUGGACGCGACACGAAAGGGGAUAAAAUCGUCGUUCGGCGGCGGUUCGAGUUUCGGCAACUCGUCCUCGUACACUCCGGCCCCCUCGGUGGGAGACGUGGCGAACGUUUCUAACGACGUUAAACCUUCAUACACACCUGCGCAAGCGCAGAAGCCGCGCGGUAUGAAACUAGGCGGCAAAGGCAGGGACGUCGAGUCGUUCGUCGAUCAGCUCAAAUCAGAGGGCGAGAAAGUCACCGCACAGACCAACAGUAUUUUGCAACCGGGGGGCAAAGCGCCCGCCAUCAAGACCGACGUGGACGACGUUCUGCUCCGAUUGGAAGAGAAAUUGGUGGUAAAAAUGGGUAGAGACGGAGGCGUUCAGCAGUUCGAGCUUUUGGGACUCGUGACACUUCAUAUUGGGGACGAAAAGUGGGGUAAGAUACGUGUUCAGCUCGACAACAAGGACACCAGAGGUGUUCAAUUGCAAACGCAUCCUAAUGUGGACAAAGAGCUGUUCAAGAUUAAGUCGCAGAUCGGCUUAAAGCAACCGGCGAGGCCGUUUCCCUUGCACACUGAUGUGGGAGUUUUAAAGUGGAGAUUGCAGGGCACAGAUGAGAGUUUGGUGCCGCUGUUAAUUAACUGCUGGCCGUCCGAAGCUGGGGAUGGUAGUUGCGACGUUAAUAUAGAGUACGAACUUGCCGAUCCAAAUCUCGAACUUGCUGAUGUGAAUAUUGUCAUUCCAUUGCCAAUUGGGUGUUCACCAGUUGUUGGCGAAUGCGACGGAACUUAUACACACGAGUCGAGACGUAAUCAGUUAGUUUGGAAUUUGCCGUUGGUUGAUUCGACUAACAAAACUGGUUCAAUGGAAUUCAACGCACCAAGAGCGAUUCCUAAUGACUUUUUCCCCUUGUCGGUUUCGUUCAGUUCGAAAUCAUCAUAUGCUAAUAUUAAGAUCACGGAUGUAUUGUUGGUGGAAGAUGAUUCUCCAGUAAAAUACAGCACUGAAACGUGCCUGUGUCCGGAUAAAUAUGAAAUAGUAUGAAUAUUAAUAUGAUAAGCUAGAAAAGUACUACCUAUAUGGUUUCACUUGUAUAAAUAUUUACUAAUAUUUUAUUCAUUUAUUACGUUGUUGCUUUUUGUACAAAAUUUUAAGGAAUUUGUCUGUCUUUAUUUUUAUCUAUAAUAAAGUAAAUGAAAAUUA
Aethina tumida (small hive beetle) is the source of this 1817-nucleotide messenger RNA. It is a transcript of the gene deltaCOP, whose product is annotated as coatomer subunit delta. Gene Ontology annotation, cellular component: COPI vesicle coat; cytosol. Lineage: Eukaryota; Metazoa; Arthropoda; Insecta; Coleoptera; Nitidulidae. Gene Ontology annotation, biological process: endoplasmic reticulum to Golgi vesicle-mediated transport; Golgi localization; retrograde vesicle-mediated transport, Golgi to endoplasmic reticulum. The transcript is spliced from 8 exons. The record is from RefSeq and is a predicted model, not a curated record. Bases 126 to 1658 code for a protein of 510 amino acids.